CCAGCACAGGGUCAUGUGAAUCCUUCCAUGCAGUUAGCCAAACUCUUCCGUUGCAACGGUUUCCACAUAACCUUUGUCAACACCGAGUUCAACCACAAACGUUUGAUUAAAUCUCUUGGAGAAGAGUUUGUGAAAGGUCUCCCAGAUUUUCAAUUCGAGACCAUACCUGAUGGUUUACCAGAAUCAGAUAAGGAUGCAACACAGGAUAUUCCAACGUUGUGUGAUUCAACUAGGAAAAACUGUUAUGGUCCAUUCAAAGAGCUUGUGAUGAAGCUCAACACUUCAUCACCAUAUCCAGUUACAUGCAUAAUUGCUGAUGGAACUUUCGGGUUUGCUGGAAGAGUGGCAAGAGAUUUAGGGAUCCUAGAGUUACAGCUAUGGACAGCUUCUGCUUGUGGCUUUGUUGGAUAUUUGCAAUUUGAGGAACUUGUCAAAAGAGGAGUUCUUCCAUUCAAAGAUAAAAUUAAAUUAGUUUUCUAUAUUGCAUCUUGUUAUAGUUUGUGCUUUUGAUGUUAAACCUGAAAUUUCUAACUUAUAAAGAGCAAUACAUUACUAGCCUCUCUACUUUUGUGGUUUC
This is a messenger RNA of Lathyrus oleraceus (garden pea), 577 nucleotides long. Its product is annotated as linamarin synthase 1. Gene Ontology annotation, molecular function: quercetin 7-O-glucosyltransferase activity; quercetin 3-O-glucosyltransferase activity. The coding region runs from base 28 to 510 and encodes 160 amino acids. Lineage: Eukaryota; Viridiplantae; Streptophyta; Magnoliopsida; Fabales; Fabaceae. The record is from RefSeq and is a predicted model, not a curated record. The transcript has a single exon.